This is a messenger RNA of Rubroshorea leprosula, 826 nucleotides long. Lineage: Eukaryota; Viridiplantae; Streptophyta; Magnoliopsida; Malvales; Dipterocarpaceae. The record is from the annotation of a GenBank genome assembly.
AAUUCCCAGAUUGUUCUCCUAUAAUUGCUUUUGUAUGGACUUGGCUUGUGGAUUUGAUAAUGCCGGCAAGAACAGGUUAUGAAAUUUAUGGGUUUGUUUGACACAAAAUUUUCAUUAAGUCACCUUCAGGGCAUGUUCACUCACACCAUUCAGCUACUUGGAGCAGGGAUUGUGAGGUUACUGAAGGAAUAAUGUGCAAUAUACUGGAGAAUGUAGUGAUAGGAAGUCAAGGGCCGUCACAAGGAAAUGUGGGUUGUUGGUUACUUUUAUCCCAAAGUGUCGCUGAUUGUGGUUGGUGGUAGGUUAGCAGUGUUUCGCUCAGGUGGUGUUUUCUUUGAGAUCAGGUUUAUGUUUUCUUCCUUUUUUUGUUAUGCUGCUAUGGUGUUUUGUUUCCUUGGAAAUGUUUAGGGUUCAUGAUGUUUUAAAAAUUAUUUGUUUUUACUUUUAGUUAUAGUUUGGACACUGUUUUAUUGCGUUUGACCUCUUUAAAGUUUAUCAUCUUUAGCCUUGCUGUUUUUUUCUCCUGAACUAUGGAAAAGAUGAAAUUUCAAAAUGAUAGGGUGCAAGAAAAAAUUGUUGUUGAGAGUGCAUAGUUCUUGAUGGAAAUUUUUGGUUGAUGAUUUCAUUCUCAUUUAAGCCAUGACAAUAAAGCUACACUUGUUCAAGCAAAUAGCACGAUGUUGCAGCACUUAGCUGAAUUAGUUUUUGGAUAUAGUUUAAGUGAUUUAAUGUUAGUUUCUUAGUCUUAGUUAGAAUUGCUGUAAUGCGAACUUUUGUAGUUUACUGUGUUGUAAGCACCUUGGACAAAUACAGAAGACAAGGUAGC